AUGGCGUCUGCAUACAAAUCGGCGAUGCGGUCAGGAGACGCUUCCGACUCUGAUGAAAGUGGUCCAGUCGCAUCCGCUGGGAGCGGCUCAUCCUCCAGCGGAGAGGAGGAACCUACCCAGAGCCAGAAAAAGAACAGUGAUCUCUCUCAACUGCCACCUGAGAUUCGAAAUCGAGUGCUGAUGCUCACUUCUCGUGGAGUCUCAUACAGGCACCGACACCUUCUAAACGACCUCCACGUUCUGCUUCCUCACACAUAUAAAGACACGAAGCUCGAUACAAAAUCUUCUAACAACUACAACUCUGCCCUUAAUGGUCUUGCUGACCUCCAUUCUUGCAAUUACGUCUUCUUCCUGGAAGCACGGAAACAUGGUCAGGACCUGUACCUGUGGCUCGCACGUGCACCCAACGGACCAACGGUCAAAUUCAGCGUGACCAAUGUGCACACAAUGGCUGAGCUAGGGUUUGGCGGAAAUUGCUUAAAAGGUGGGAGAGGUAUCGUUGUCUUCGACAAGAGUUUCGACGAAGAGAUUCCGGGCCUUGAAUAUCGCUCCCUGCUACGAGAGAUGUUUCGCGGGGUAUUUUGUGUUCCGCCGAAGGGCAUACGCGGCAUGAAGCCAUUCAUUGACCGCGUCAUUGGUAUUUACGGGCUUGAUGGAAAGAUAUGGAUUCGCGUGUAUGAGAUCCGUGAGUCGGCACCGGAUAAGACCGACAAGGAGCGUGUCAAAGGAGACGACGUGUCGCUGGUUGAGAUCGGGCCUCGUUUGGUCCUCACACCGGUCGUCAUUCAAGAAGGCAGCUUCGGGGGUCCGGUCAUAUUCGAAAACAAACAAUUCGUCAGCCCCAAUGCUCUCCGAGCUGAGACGAGGAUGCGCAGGGCCAAUAAAUAUGCAAGUCGAAGAGGUGGUGCUGAAGAGUUGGCGGCUAAACGGAAAACUUUGAACUUGAACACGGGAGCGAAGAGAAAGAGAUCCGCACUCGACAAUGCGAAGCUGUUUGGAUGA
Molecule: messenger RNA, 1002 nt
Organism: Fonsecaea erecta
Lineage: Eukaryota; Fungi; Ascomycota; Eurotiomycetes; Chaetothyriales; Herpotrichiellaceae
Exons: 2
Coding region: 1-1002 (333 amino acids)
Biological process (GO): ribosomal large subunit assembly; rRNA processing
Cellular component (GO): nucleolus
Molecular function (GO): rRNA binding
Source: RefSeq, a predicted model, not a curated record